This is a messenger RNA of Lichtheimia ornata, 273 nucleotides long. RefSeq lists its product as uncharacterized. The transcript is spliced from 2 exons. Gene Ontology annotation, cellular component: mitochondrial inner membrane. The record is from RefSeq and is a predicted model, not a curated record. NCBI's taxonomy places the organism in Eukaryota, Fungi, Mucoromycota, Mucoromycetes, Mucorales, Lichtheimiaceae. Gene Ontology annotation, biological process: protein insertion into mitochondrial inner membrane. Bases 1 to 273 code for a protein of 90 amino acids.
AUGUCUUUCUUCGGUGGUGGUAUGCAAGGUCAACAGACCGUCAAUCCUCAAAACAUUGCCAUGGCAGAACAAGAACUUGACAUGGUCACUGAUUUGUUCAACCGUAUUGUCGAUUCUUGCCAUUCAAAGUGCAUUUCCAAGGAAUACAAUGCCAACGACUUGACGCAAAGUGAAGCUGUGUGUAUCGACCGUUGUGUUGCCAAGUUUUUCGAUUCGUAUCAAAAAGUGGGCGAAAAGAUGCAGCAGAUGGGUCAAGCCAACAUGCCCAAAUAA